Beauveria bassiana ARSEF 2860 is the source of this 1716-nucleotide messenger RNA. Its product is annotated as inositol-pentakisphosphate 2-kinase. Lineage: Eukaryota; Fungi; Ascomycota; Sordariomycetes; Hypocreales; Cordycipitaceae. The transcript has 3 exons. Gene Ontology annotation, molecular function: ATP binding; inositol-1,3,4,5,6-pentakisphosphate 2-kinase activity. Gene Ontology annotation, cellular component: nucleus. The record is from RefSeq and is a predicted model, not a curated record. The coding region runs from base 1 to 1716 and encodes 571 amino acids. Gene Ontology annotation, biological process: inositol phosphate biosynthetic process.
AUGACGGGAGCGCCCACAAUUCCAGCUCUGCGCACCUCGUACACGGCAACAGAACGCGGCCUCGCCCUCGCCGCCCCAAUCAUGGCCCUGUCCAAACUGCCACAGCGUCAACCAGGGCUCGACCAAUGUUACGCAGAGGCCGCAGAGGCGGCGCAAGCUUUCCAGCAUCAGCAUCAGCGCCAGCCCAAGGCCAGCCCCCCGGCUGCACCUCCGAUCGAGGCAGCCUGUGCUCAUCAUCCGACCACGGCCACUGCAACCGCCGCCAUCACAGAUCACCACCAUCAGCCAAAUCAUGUCGCCUUUGUGACCAAGAAUUCCCUGCUGGUAGAAACACCAGCACAAGCACCGGCGCCAGUAGCAGCAGCAGCAGCAGCAGCAGCAGCAAGCCACACCUGCAACAGUGAUGAAAUGUGGCAAAAGCACUUCAAGCACCUGCCCAGAGGCUCCAGGCCCAUCAGCUUUGUCGGUGAGGGCGCAGCCAACGCCGUAUUUGAGAUCAAGGUUCCCCAACACGGCGUAACAGAUCAAAGUUUCAAAGGCCUGUUGCUGCGAGUGGCCAAGGUUCCAGCACUCGGCCAGCCCACCGCGUACAAUUACCUCUUUCAGCACAAAUUCUACCAGACUACGAUCCGGCCCCUACUCGGCAAUCGCGCCAUUCACCAGGAGCUCGUCAUCCUGCGCAACACGGGCAUCGUCGACGAGCUCAACCACCUGCUCCAGGACCUCGACCACACCCGCAAGCCCAAAUUCCGCGGCUCCUAUGUCGGCCAGUCUGACUGGGGCCUCCUCAUCGAGGACAUGCGACCCGACCCCAAGGCCCCGGCGCCGCGCAUUCUCGUCGAGUUCAAGCCUAAGUGGCUCUCGCAGUCGCGCAGCGCCCCGGCUCGCGCCGUCCGCUGCCGCCAGUGUGCCCUCGAGCUCCAGCGCAUGCUGAGCAAGGUCCCUGCCGCCCCCGCCAGCGGCGGCAUCGCGGCUUUUGCCCCCGAGCGCAAGCCUUGUCCGCUGGCGUUGGUGGACGAGGAGGCGCCCUCGGCUGUGGCAUCACCGUUUCGCAUCGCACCGCAGCUGGUUGACGCGCCCGAGCGGGAGAACCUCCAGACGUCGCUGGAGCGCAUCCUGCAGGACCCAUUCCUGGACGAUUUGUGCGCACAGCAGGAGGAGCUGGACACAACGGGCCCGCUGCGCGCCAGCCCCGAUGACGAAAAGUUUGGUAUCGCCAUGACGAUUCGCGACUGCACGUGUUUUGCGCUGAUCCCAAGGAACGACGCGGCCCGCGGCCCAGAAGACAUAAAAAUACGCCUUGGCGAUUUAGACUGGAAGGAUCCACAGACCAAGAUCCGGCACUGGCGCGGCACCGAACAGUCCCUCAUCGACGGCGGCUUCUACACGGCCGACUGGAUUCUGUGCGACGGCAAAUACUACCAUCCGCCGACGCUGUGCCUGCUUGAGUGGAAGCCAAGGCCGCCUUGCACUGUCGCGCCUCAUGUCAUACAGUUGCACGACGCGUCCGCCAGCACGCCCAUCAGCGCAGACGUCACUGAAGAACCGCAUGUAUUCAGACAUGUGGCGAAUACGGCUAUGCUCAAGGAAAAGCUACAGCCACAUGUCGGCGGUGGCGGCGGCGCGGCGGCGGUGAACCCGCAUCGCCCGCCGCCUUGCUCAAUGACGCAACGGACGCACGCGCCUGCACUUCACAGAGACAGUGGCCAGAGGUGA